Messenger RNA from Arabis nemorensis, 888 nucleotides. The record is from the annotation of a GenBank genome assembly. Lineage: Eukaryota; Viridiplantae; Streptophyta; Magnoliopsida; Brassicales; Brassicaceae.
AUGGGAGGAGGAAGAGCUAUGGCGACGGCGGCGAAGGUGGCUGGAAUCGGAGUCGCGAAAGGAGGAUUCAGGGGAGGAUUCGGAUUCGCGGCGGCGGCGCCUUCUCCGGCGAGUGAGCAGUUUAUGGUCAAAAGCACCGCCGUUCCUAAGCCGGUAUCGGCUUCGAUUUCAUCGGUGGCUCAUCCUUCCGUCGAAGACGACUCGAUGAUUAUGCAUAGACCGGUUUGGGACGAUUGGGAAUUCGCCGAAGAGGAGCCAAUUCCUAGGGUUGUUUUCAGCAAACCUCCUUCUCUCCAAGAGGCAAAAGAAGCAACCGAAGAUCUGAAAGAGGCUAUCAAUAUGGUGUAUAUCAAAUCUCCAAUGGAAAAUUCAAAUGAUCUUGGUUCUGUUUCCAAGAUGCACUCAAGUUUUCAAUCUUCUGAGAACAGAGCUAUUGAAUCAGCUGUUCCACAAGUUGCUCUUCAGGCAUUUGCUUUUCUUAGUGAAAACACUGCUGCGCAGACUGUUGUUGCUUCCAUUGCAUCUGACCCAAAGGUUUGGGAUGCUGUAAUGGAAAACAAGGAUCUCAUGAAAUUUCUCGAGAUCAAAAAUACUGUUGCUUCCUCUCAAGGUGAAGCUGAUAAUGACGAUCAAUCCGAAGAUUCAAGCACGACUCAGACUGAAGUCUGUGAAGCAAAGCCGAUUGAACUCUUGGAGAUUCUGCAAGACAUGAAGCUAAAAGCUGUUCGAUUGAUGGAGAAUGUCUCUUCGUACUUUGGGGGUUUGUUUGGGUUAGGAUCAGUUACAGAAGAAGAUGGAGAAGACAAGAGGACGUUUUUCAACGACCCUCGUUCUCUGUUUGGAUUAGCCGUGGUCGUCAUCUUCAUGGUAGUUUUGAAACGUUCUUAA